CUGGACCACUACCCAGUGUCCACACACUUCCUGCCCAAGGCCUCCGACACCAACUUCAACCUGCUCAAGAGUAUCUUUCUUGGAAAAGUAUUUGAAACUGGACAGAUUGACCCCAUCUUAAUCGAGCGCUACAACACGCCGGGCUUUGUGGGCUGUCUGUCUCGCGUACAGCUGAACGGUGUGGCCCCGCUGAAAGCAGCCCUGCGCUUGGGCCCCGCAGCACCCGUCAGCACCCAUGGCAUUCUAGUCCCCUCCAACUGUGGAGCAUCACCCCUCACCAUCUUCCCCAUGGCCUCAGCCAGUGACCCCUGGCACGUCGAAGCAGCUGGAGCGGUGUUCCCCUUCAAAGAGAACAAGGCCAAGGAAGGAGUGGACCGAAACUCUGCCAUCGUGGGAGGUAAAUCUCAUUCAACUCCUACAGACU
Messenger RNA from Notothenia coriiceps (black rockcod), 424 nucleotides. Its product is annotated as contactin-associated protein-like 2. The transcript has 3 exons. The annotation marks the transcript as partial. The record is from RefSeq and is a predicted model, not a curated record. Lineage: Eukaryota; Metazoa; Chordata; Actinopteri; Perciformes; Nototheniidae.